CCCGGCACAGACGAUCAGGCUGGCUGGACUGUUGCUGGACUUUGGAUGUCCGACUCUCAUGUUACUACCACGUGUCGUGCUGGGCAGCUGAGGCAGAAGUGCACGAAUAGAGCAGAAUUGAACUCAUUUUCCAGCCCUUCGUUAGUUAAAGUAGGGGUACCUACUUCGGAGAGUUCUUACUCGGCCGUAAAAGAUCUACGUCCCAUCGUCCUCGCCACACGUUCGGAGUUGCUGGGAUGAGCGUAGGGCCGGCCGCGACCGUUGGAGAUUGUUGUUAUAAGGUCGCAUGUCAGACCCAACUCUGCCUGCCUACCAACUCCGGAGUUCGCGAGCCUUAUCCUUCUUUCCUGACGAUGAGAUUCCUUCUGGGACAUGCCUGACCUUGCUUGACCCCGCGAUUCAUGUUUGCAUUCGGAACUUUGUAUUCCUCACGCUGCCUUCCGGAAAGUCUCUGGACACUCUUCCUCUUUUGAUCUUUCUACUUUCCCCUUUACACACGUAGUCUUACCCCGACAUUCUCCAUCCGCUGAUUGCCGCGCGUGGGGUGAUUGAACACCAAGGGAACGUGAAACAACAACAGCGCUUACCGUCUACGCCCGCGAUCCGAUCGACGACUAGCCCCCAAGGGGUCGAUAUCUUAUCAGGAACAGCAAACAGAAGAGAAACUUUGGCUUGGACCUUAGUCGAAAUGUUGAGAAUGUUUUCCGGCAUGAAUGGGCUUGGGGGUUCGCUUUUGGUUGUCAUCGUCCUUAUGGCUCUGGUCUUCGCCGCAUCCAGAUUCGACUUUAUCCUGACGUCAGGCAAGUCCAAAGAUGGCGAUUUGGAAGGGGAGGAUGAUUCGACUUACGCUUUCUACGCCUCUAAGAGGAGACGGGCUUCCAGUGUGAAGCGAGUCACUUUCGACAUCUAGCAAUGAACGUACGCGCUGGACUGGCUUGCAUGGACGGCAGCAUUUUGGAGUAUCACCCAAUGAUGUUUGAAAUUUGUAGGGUUUAAUUUUCGUUACGAAGGAGUAGGCGCACUGGGACGGCAAUGGGGGAAUUUUUGUUUACGGCAGCUCAUCGCUCGCUAUCAGCCUUUACACAUCAUUGCAGCUUCAAGUUCUACCUGAGACUACAACUUUUUCAACUAUCAAGAUGUUUCGCCUACUGAAAAAGUACGCAAGGCGCAAGAGGUCACUAAGCCUAGCCGGUGUACAGUAUUACACGAGGUUGCGUGUACUGCCCCUUUCGUAAACAACCACCACAGGCUAGGAACUCCGCCCUGGCUUCUUGUAUGGCCAUUUACCUAGCUGUAGGUAUUUCUGCUUCUCAGACACCAAGGG
This is a messenger RNA of Colletotrichum scovillei, 1324 nucleotides long. RefSeq lists its product as uncharacterized. The record is from RefSeq and is a predicted model, not a curated record. The coding region runs from base 689 to 910 and encodes 73 amino acids. NCBI's taxonomy places the organism in Eukaryota, Fungi, Ascomycota, Sordariomycetes, Glomerellales, Glomerellaceae. The transcript is spliced from 3 exons.